This is a messenger RNA of Pangasianodon hypophthalmus (striped catfish), 4370 nucleotides long. RefSeq names its product coiled-coil domain containing 177 (gene ccdc177). Lineage: Eukaryota; Metazoa; Chordata; Actinopteri; Siluriformes; Pangasiidae. The coding region runs from base 369 to 2900 and encodes 843 amino acids. The record is from RefSeq and is a predicted model, not a curated record. The transcript has 3 exons.
CAGUGUGGAUGCUGGAGAAGCGAGAUGCAGGAGGAGAGUGAGGAUGAUGAUGAUGAUGAUGAUGAUGUGGGGAAGAGGAUGGAGGAGGUGGAGGAGGACCAUACCCGAUCUGACACCACCGAUUUCCUUCUGUGCAUGCAACAUCUGUAAGCCGGUGCAGGCUGUCGUGGUCGUGGAGGUGUGGGGAUUGUGCUAAGGUCGGAUUUGUUGAGCUCGGAGUGCAGGAAACCGCGUCGUGUCGCUGUGGGAUUGGGCUUGCGCGCGGAGAUGCAGUGCUCCUAAGCGCUUAGUAUGCAGCCUGCACGAGGGAGCGCAUGCACAGCGCUGCACAACGCCUCUCCAAAUCAUCAGCGAGCUGAAAGCUCACCAUGGUGGAUCCACUGGAACCCGAGGACCAGAAUAAGAUCAAAUGUCCAUAUUUUGAGACCCCGGCUGCAGCAUCUGAAGCCCCUUGUCUACCUGAGCAGGAUGAAGAUGGGGAAAAGGAAAAGGCUACUCUUGACUCUCAAGAACAAGAACCCAGAUUUGGGCCGGAACAGAGCCCUCAAGGUAGCCAGUUACAGAACAGUGAACCUGAACCUCCUAAGCUACAUCUAGACCUUUACAACUUUGAUUCCCCAGCUGCAGAAGGCAGCCGUUAUGUGCUGACCAGCCCUCGUUCACUCGAGGCAUGCGCACGAUGUGGAGUCAAACCAGUGGAACUUCUGCCUCGACCACUGUCUGAUUUUGCACGUGAAGCACCUGGCCAUAGCAUGCGUGUAGCCACAGGGAUGUUUGAAGUGUAUGAGAGGGACAGACAUGCUAAACUCAGACAGUGCAGAGAGGAACGAGAAAGAAUAGUUCAAGAGGAGAAAAGAAGGGCCCUGCAGUUAGCAGUGAACAACAGCAGCAGAUCACAGGAUUCAGAGAAGCCUCAAGAUACAACCAACCCUGGAGUAACUAAGCAAACUGUUACCUCUGGUCCCAUUGCCAAAACAUCACCUGCUAGCCGGGUUCCGUCAAAACCACAUACUACACCAAUGUCACAGCCUGUAUCAAAAAAUAUACCUCAGUGCUCAGAACAAUUAGCAAAAACACCCCCUUCGUGUGCAAGUUCCUCUACUAAAAUGAUUUCAGCUCAAUCCUUAACAGCAAGUCCAAUGAGCACUGGGGAUACUGUUAGAGGGACAUCUGUAAAACAGUCUAAAUUACUAGUUGCUGAGUCUGCUGGAAAGACUCAAGGAUUCAUACCUCCAAAAUCAAUUACAUCAACAACAGGAGCACCAGUAUCCAAAAAACCAUCUAGUACCCUAUCAAAGUCUGCAAACACAUUCCCCAGGACAACACCAAAGCCUUCAUCUUUUCCAAGGAUGUCAUCAUCUCUUGCGCCAGUUGUAUCAAAAUCGGCAGCACAGAGCCCUGCCAAUGGCAUCACUAGUCCAUUUACUCAGCACAAUGGGCACAUUAUUGCCAUGUCAAAAGCCAGAGAGAGAAGCCAUUCUUUAGAAUCCUUACAAAGAAGAAGGGAAGUGGUUAGCUCUUCUAAUACUUCAACAACUACCACAACAGCAACAACAACCACAUGUGCCUCUUCAGAGUCAGCGUCCUCCUCUUACAGCUGGGAAGGGGCACGGGAUCACUGGGGUAAGACCUCUAGUCCUCGUGCUCGCACCUUAGCUACCUUUAACUCUCUGAUGGGCCGUAGCUUAAGCUUGGGAGAUCUGAGUCACUCUCCGCAGACUACACAGAAGGUAGAGCGCAUUGUAAAAGAGGUAAAGCGUCGAGGCCUAAAGGCUGUACCAGAACGUGACCGUAAGAUUGCAGCAUUAAUGCUAGCCAGGUACCAAGAAGAAGAUAUCAUGAGUCAGACACGCUAUGUCGCACAUUUGCAGUGGGACAGCGAACGCCGGAUAGAGGAGCUGCGGCGAGAACGUGAAGAACGUGAUAAACAGCGAGCAGUGCUUCAGUGCCAGCGAGCGUGGCAGUCACAAGUUUCUACCAGGCAGCGGAGACUCAGCCAGCAGGAACGGGAGGCAGCAGCGGCCAAGUUACGCCGGGUGGCUGAAAGUGAGGAGCGUUGGAGGGAAUUAGCUGAGCAACAAGAGCGAAGCAGGUUGCAAAAACUUCAGCAGGCUGCUCGUGAGGAGAAACUGAAGAAGGCCAUGCAGGAGCAGAACUUAAAAGCCAUGGAAGAAGAGCGGACUGCUAUGUUGGAGCAUGAGAAGGUGCUCAUCAAAGAGAAGCUGACCAUUGCAGAGUUGAAGAGGCAGGAGCGAGAGCACCAGAUGCUGGAGGAGCUUCGUGGCCUCAAUCGUGCUGAAAAGCGGAGGCAUACAGCACUCAUCCAGGAGAUUGAGCGCCGCGAAGCAGACGAGCGCGAGGAGGCGCGGCGGACAGCGGAUGAGAAGCUGAGCCGCUCACUGGAGAACUAUGAGCAGAUACAGGAGCGACGUGGGCAAGAGCUACGGGAGAAAGCCAAGCGUGAAGAACAGCAGAUCCAGAAAGCAAGAAAGGCUGCUGAGCAGCGCGAGCGGCAACAGAAAGAGCAGAUGGAGGCCCGGGUGAGGGAAGCAGUGAGGCGGGCACAGCAGGCCACCACGGUGGCAGAGGAGAGGGCCCGAGAAAAAGCCCAGCGUGCUGUCCAGAGCAGAAUGGAGAAAGAACGCCUUCAGAAACUAAAUCGUCAGAAAGUGGAGGAGGAGGAGAAGCAGAGGCGCCUGGAGUUGCUCCAAUCAAUAGAGCGCAAGCUAGAGAAAAGUGAACAGAUAUUCCGUGAAAAACGUGCUGUGUUAGAAAGUGCCCGCUCAGUAGCACGUGCCUCCUUCCAUGUCCGAGACCGUGUGCGAGAAGAGACCAACAUGCGCACCUUUGACAAGAUGGUCCUAGAAGCACAGUUAAAGGCUAGUUUGGAUGAAAAGUGAGAUGUUUACUCUCUACAUUUACCUACUACCGGAAACGAGCAGCUUGAGUCUCCAUGGCAGCCUCAUCAGAGAACUGGACCCACAGCUUUGCUGAAACAUAUCUUUUCACAGAAACAUGUUUCUUUUCCAACUGUUGAGCCAUUUAUCAUGAACAAAAUACAUUUCUCUUAGUUUUGUCACUGGUUGUUGUGUGUGGAUGAAUCGCUUGCAGUCGUAUGCCUGUUUUGUAACAUGGCAAAUAGCCAAACUUAUCUGAAGACUGUUCAUAAAGAGAUUGUUGUUUACUAGUUAGAAAGUCACCAUUUCAUCACUGAUGACUUAUUUUGUUAAACGCGAACAAAGGAGAGUGCAGAGUGCUUCAUAGGACAGAACUGGGUGCAUGAUUAUGUUACAAGUCCCAAUCUGACACCUGCUGACGGUAAACCAGGACUUGCCUAUGUGUGACAGACAGCGCUGACGAUGCAGGGUUUGCGUGAGGACAUGGCAAAGAGUGAUCUCAGCAGAGUUCAGGUUCUGAUGAAGCAGUGAAGUGUUGGUUCAGCAUCAGGAUCCAUGAACCUGCACUGACAUUCUGCAUUCUCUCACAGUCAGGUCAUAUGCUUAUGCUUAUGUAACUCUGGAGAUGAUGAAGGUGGCAUCCAUUGCGUGAGCUGCAGACUGUUCCCAAUAAAACGCACAAGAAUGCUGAUACCUGUGAUCUCAUAUUCCUCUCCUAUUUAACAGUGAUUAGGAUAAGUGUGACUUUAAUAAGCAUUUAAAUAGUAUAUUUUCUGAUGUACAGCUACAGUGUCAGGCAUGGAGUACAUUUUUAAAUGGGAUAAAAACAAUACAUGAACAGCCAUCUCAUUAUCAUUUACUGACACAUAUCAUUGCUGGAUUUCUGCUACAGUUUUAAAGAUGGCCUACUAAAGGAAAAAUAGUGCUGUUUGGCAAAAAAAAAAAAGUAUACUGUGAAAUGAAUCUUAAUUUCAUAUUCUGCAUCAUGCUUGCGCUGUAUCAAUUUAGAUUGGCAAUGCAGGGUAUUUUCUCUGGAUAAAAGAAAAACAUGAACGUCAAUAUCUUCAUUAAAUUAUGUAAAAUAGAGUAAAAACUACAAUUUGGAUGAUUAUCGGCUGUCAUAUUCUCAUAAUGAAUUUUUUUUUUGGAAAAUGUAAUAGGUGCCAUUGACUAGUACAGUAAAUCACUUGCUAUAACAAUAAACCUGAAAUGCUGUUAGUUACAGCACAGCAGUAUUAUGAUGACGUGUGUGUAUCAGUCGAGUGCUGUACUUUUUGGUCCAACACCACAUGCUCAAACUCGCAAGAUUUAAAAUAUUAAACUCUCACAUGAGGAAGAAGACGAAGAAGCUGUUGGGUGUGCACAAACAAAACUAAAAAUAUACGAUCUAACCUGCUUAAAACAGUACUGUUUUGUGAAUAGGAUGCUGUAUGGAUGAUUAAAGAAAAUAAAGUCUGAACUUUUCAAUGAGUG